AUUUCUCUUCGUAUCGUCUGUCAAAUAAGAUGCCAACAGGCAACAGCCAAAUGGUUAUGAAUGUAAUUGUAAUGCUCAAAGAAUCGGGUGAUGUUAAUUUUUAAGUCACAAAUUUAAUUAUAUAUAGAUAAAUUUAAAGCAGUCGUAUAUUGUUAAACUUAUAAGUUUAUACUGAUAUCACCAUGGCUGAUAGCGACGACGAGUAUGACCGUAAGAGACGCGAUAAAUUCCGCGGUGAAAGAGGAGCAGCAGAAGGCAGCAGUUAUCGAAACAGCGAUAGACGAGAGGAACGAGGACGCGGUAGAGAGGAAUGGUCAGAAAGGUCUCGUGGAGGUAGAUCAGGACCCGACUACAGAGAUUAUAGAGGUGGAGCAAGUGCAAGUCGUGGGUAUUCUCCAGUUAGAGGUGAAGGGCCUCCUAGCAAACGAAUCAGACCAGACUGGCCAGUUGAUGAUAGAAGAUAUGGCGGUAUGCCUCAUGACUCAUAUGGCUCAUAUGGCUGGGCCCACGACCACUUUGGACCGCAUCCUGCUCAUCAAGGAUAUGGUCAACCAAUGCCUCCUGUACCAGCCAGAGAUGCUGUUCUGCCGAUGGGACCAACUGAUGGGCCUCCUUCAAUGAUGUCAUUCAAGGCUUUCCUGGCUGCUCAAGACGAUGCUAUCACCGUUGAUGACGCUAUACAGAAGUAUAAUGAAUACAAACUUGAAUUUAGGAGGCAGCAAUUAAAUGAAUUUUUUGUAGCACACAAAGAUGAGGAGUGGUUCAAGAUAAAAUACCAUCCAGAGGAAUCGGUGAAACGUAAAGAGGAGCAACUAGCUGCGCUUAAGAACCGACUUAACGUAUUUCUUGAGCUCCUGGAACAACGCGAAUUGGACAAAGUAUCAGUGGAUGUUGACAAGUCGGACAAGUUGAUACGUUUACUUGACACUGUUGUUAUUAAAUUAGAAGGCGGAACAGAGGAAGAUCUUAAAGCUCUCGACGAACCCAACCCAGCGGAAAAUGCAAAUGACAAACAAGAUAAGAAUGACACGAAUAAGGCAAUUGUGAUUGAAGACGAUGCGGUCAAAGAAAUUAAGGAUGAGAAAGACACCGAACAAAACAAGGAUAAGAUUAAUUCAACUGAGGAAAAAAAGGAAGAUUCUCCAAAAAAAACCGCACCCCUCACGAUGGAGAUCGAUCCUCACCUCCGUCAGCUACAAGAACAGGCCAAACUUUUUUCUCGUUACAACAGUGUGCCUGGAACGGAAUCGGAACAAGUUGUACCCGAGAAAGAACCUCCUCCGCCAGGUUCUUCGUCGAGCUCAUCAUCAUCGAGUUCAUCGUCAUCAAGUUCGGAAGACGAAGGGGAAACCGGAACGCGCAGGAAAUCAAAAUCCAAGUCUAAAUCCAAAACUCCCGACAAGUCGCCGAAACAAAAGGAACGGACCGAGUCACCGAGCGCAGAGAAAGUCGUCGAAAUAAAAGACAAGGAGGCGAGCAAUGACAAUAAUGAAACUUCCAUUGAUGUGACGGAGAAGAAAGAAUCCAGGGCUCUCCAUAAAACAACCUCCAUUUUCUUAAGAAAUCUAGCUCCAACGAUCACGAAGGCUGAAGUAGAAGCUAUGUGUAAACGUUACGGUGGGUUCCUGCGCGUGGCGCUAGCAGACCCACUGCCCGAAAGACGAUGGUUCCGCAGAGGUUGGGUCACGUUCCGACGAGAGGUCAACAUAAAGGACAUCUGCUGGAAUCUUAAUAAUAUAAGGCUUCGCGAGUGUGAGUUGGGUGCGAUAGUAAACCGCGAUCUUCAGCGUCGUAUCCGAGCUGUCUCCGGCGUCACUUUGGAGCGAGCGGUGUUGCGGGCUGACGCUAGACUCGCGGCUAGGCUCGCACACCAUCUAGACACUAGGUCUAGACUGUGGGACGGACCUGGUGAAGAUGGACCGCAGACUGAGAACUUCAGUUUGAGCUCCAAAAACCCGGUGCUACAUAAGAUAACGGAACAUCUCAUAGAAGAGGCUUCAACGGAGGAAGAAGAGUUGCUCGGUCUGGAGGCGUCGUCGGAGGCCGCGGCGCAUGAACAACCGGAUCCGGAACUCAUCAAAGUGUUGGACCGCCUAGUGUUGUACCUUCGUAUUGUACACUCUGUGGACUAUUACAAUCAUUGUGAAUAUCCAUACGAGGACGAGAUGCCAAACCGUUGUGGUAUUAUGCAUGCGCGCUCCGGACCUCCUCCUAACAAGCCCACUCAGCAGGAGAUCCAAGAUUAUAUUAAAACUUUCGAAGGUAAAAUGUCAGCUUUUCUGCAAGAUGUCAAACCGCUGACAGACGAAGAGCUGCAGAAACUAGGAAUUAAGGACUCCGAGGCAGAAGUAGAAAAGUUCAUUCAAGCGAACACUCAAGAGCUGUCUCAAGACAAAUGGUUGUGCCCACUCAGCGGUAAAAAGUUCAAGGGACCAGAUUUCAUAAGAAAGCAUAUCUUCAAUAAACACGCUGAAAAGGUGGAUGAGGUCCGCCGCGAGGUGUCUUACUUCAACGCGUACGUUAAAGACGUGCGACGUCCCCAACAACCCGAGCAACCGGCUCGCGCCGCGCCACAACCCGUGCACGCGCCGCCGGCACAUCCAUAUAGUGGAGCUGGUGGUGCAGGCGGUGGUCGCGGCUGGGGCUGGGGCGGCUGGGCACCACCCGCGCCUUACAUGCCCAGACACCCGCGGUUCUCGAGACCCAGGGAAAACGUGGACAGAUCCCGGCCAAUAAUUGCUUACAACGAUCUCGACUUCCCGGAUAGUGGUGACAUAUUCUAAGUACAUAACAUACCUUUUUCGUAUGUUAUGUUCGUACAGAGUUUGAAUAUGUUUAUUGUGAGGUAAUUUUGUCGUCGGUGUAUAACAUCUAUGGGUGUUUCAUACAUAAAUCUAUAAAGCAGGUCGAGUAUUUUAUGUAUGAUAUUGUAAAUCACUUAAACUAAAUUGUUACCUGCCUAUAUUAUAUUUAAAAAAUAUAUAUCCUUGAGUUCUGAUUCUACGAUCACAUAACUAUUGAAUAUUGGAGAAACUACAGUUUUAUAUAUUUUCGAAUAUUUUUAUUUUAUUAAUAAAAACAAUAUUUGCAAAUUAUAAUACUGAACCGUAUAUCAUUGUAUUUUUUUAUAUACAACCUUUUUUAUGUGAUCGAAGCUUCAAAUGUCAAGAAUUCAAACCAAUAUAUUUGUUAUAAUUUAAGUGAACUUCAAUAAAGUCCAAUAGAGAGUAUAA
Messenger RNA from Danaus plexippus (monarch butterfly), 3233 nucleotides. RefSeq names its product serrate RNA effector molecule homolog (gene Ars2). The transcript has 16 exons. Gene Ontology annotation, molecular function: nucleic acid binding. Lineage: Eukaryota; Metazoa; Arthropoda; Insecta; Lepidoptera; Nymphalidae. The record is from RefSeq and is a predicted model, not a curated record. Gene Ontology annotation, cellular component: nuclear body. The coding region runs from base 183 to 2783 and encodes 866 amino acids. Gene Ontology annotation, biological process: mRNA processing; primary miRNA processing.